UUUGUCUGGUCCUCGCUGGGUCUGACUGCCAUGGCCUUCGUUACUGGAGCCCUGGGAAUGUGGGUACCUCUGUUUCUUUACAGGGCUCAGGUUAUCCAGGGCAUUGUAUCACCAUGCCUCCAAGAACCAUGCAAUUCAUCUAACAGCCUAAUAUUUGGAGGCAUCACCAUUGGGACAGGAAUCUUGGGUGUCAUUGCUGGGGCAGAAGCUGCAAGAAGAUUAAGGAAAAUAAACAAUAAAGCUGAUCCUCUGAUCUGUGCCACAAGCAUGUUCAUUUCUGCUCCGUGCCUCUACAUAGCUCUGAUGGUGGCCCAGACGAACAUCCUUUCCACUUUUAUUUUUAUUGCAUUUGGAGAAGUGUUUUUAUCUGUAAACUGGGCUGUUGUGACAGACAUACUGUUGUAUGUUGUGACACCAAGACGGCAGUCAACAGCUAUUGCCCUGCAGAUUUUGGUGAGCCAUUUGCUGGGAGAUGCAGGCAGCCCAUAUCUCAUUGGGACUAUCUCCAGUGCUAUCCAGGCCAAGAAUGCUCACUCAUUCCAGUGGAGUUUCUGGAGCAUGCAGUACAGCUUCAUCGUGUGUGCUUUUGUUGGUGUUUUUGGAGGAGGUUGUUUCCUUCUGACAUCUUUCUACAUUGAGGAAGAUCGUAAGGAAGCAGAGAGGCGUUGAGGUUUCUAUAUGUCUUUAUAACUUUUAAACCUGUAUCUGAUUGCUUUCCUGUUUGUACACUAGCCAUGAUAUUGGCUCUGUAAAGUUAAAACAGAAAUGUCUGCAUUAUGUUAAUAC
Pelecanus crispus (Dalmatian pelican) is the source of this 786-nucleotide messenger RNA. Lineage: Eukaryota; Metazoa; Chordata; Aves; Pelecaniformes; Pelecanidae. The record is from RefSeq and is a predicted model, not a curated record.